UAUUGGGAGAUUUUGUUUUGGUGAAUAGCACUAAAAAUGUGUGCUUAAGUUUGUCAAAUUCAUUCAUUCAGAUGUAUUAAAUCGCAAGGCUAACACUUGAACUCGGCAUUGUAAUCGACGAUGAUCAGUUUCAAUGGAAAACACUGAGAGAACCGCAGCUAUGGAGAUGGGAUUGCCAUUUUUCGCUGGCAGCCCGUUGAAGUCUUCUCAAUUUAACAAACCGAGGAUGAGACAUAUUUCAGAUCGCCACCCUAAACAACUUCUGGACACAUUAGACUCUCUACGGCAAUGCAGAGAAUUGUGUGAUGUUGUAAUUAAGGCUGGUAGUAAAACUCUCUUUGCUCAUCGAGUGAUUUUGGCGGCAUGUAGUCCGUAUUUUAAAGCCAUGUUCACGGGCGAAAUGGCGGAAAGUCGGAAAAAAGAAGUAACAAUUCAAGAUGUCGAUGAAACAGCUAUGGAACUCCUGGUUGAUUUCGCAUACAGUGCAGAAAUUAUUGUGGAAGAAGUCAAUGUUCAAGCCCUUCUUCCUGCCGCUUGUUUGCUUCAAAUCUCAGAAAUUCAGGAAAUAUGCUGUGAGUUUUUAAAACGCCAGCUAGAUCCUUCGAAUUGCCUCGGUAUCAGAGCUUUCGCUGAUACUCACUCUUGCCGCGAGCUGUUGCGUAUUGCCGACAUUUUUACUCACCAUAAUUUUCAAGAAGUCAUAGAAAGUGAGGAAUUCUUACUUUUACCGGUGACACAAUUAUUGAAUAUUCUGUCCAGCGACGAACUUAACAUUCGUUCCGAAGAACAGGUUUUUACAGCGGUCAUUAACUGGGUCAAAUACAGCGUUUCAGAGAGGCGAUGUCAUCUUUCACAGGUCUUACAACAUGUCAGGCUACCACUUUUAGGCCCUAAAUUCUUAGUUGGUGUCGUUGGUACUGAUCCUUUGGUAAAAAGUGAUGAAUCCUGUAGAGAUCUUGUGGAUGAAGCCAAGAACUAUCUUCUUCUGCCAGAGCAAAGGUUGCUCAUGCAAGGACCUCGGACCAGACCUCGAAAACCAACUAAAUGCACAGAAGUGUUGUUUGCUGUGGGAGGCUGGUGUAGUGGAGAUGCCAUCAGUAGUGUUGAACGCUAUGAACCACAGACAAAUGACUGGAAAAUGGUGGCCACCAUGAGUAAGCGACGUUGUGGUGUGGGUGUGGCCGUUUUGGACAAUUUACUGUAUGCUGUUGGAGGUCAUGAUGGUAGUAGCUAUCUCAACAGUGUUGAAAGGUAUGACCCCAAAACAAACCAAUGGAGCAGUGAUGUUUCACCAACUUGCACAUGUCGCACCAGUGUGGGUGUUGCUGUUCUUGAUGGGUACAUGUAUGCAGUUGGGGGGCAAGAUGGUGUAUCAUGUCUGUACAUUGUUGAAAAAUAUGACCCUCAAGAUAACAGAUGGUUUCGAGUUGCAUCUAUGAGUUCUCGCAGACUUGGUGUUGGUGUUGCAGUACUUGAUGGUUAUCUGUAUGCUAUUGGUGGCUCUGAUGGUACCUCACCCUUAAAUACAGUUGAAAAAUAUGAUCCUAAAACUAACCGUUGGAGCCCAGUGGCACCCAUGGGAACACGAAGGAAACAUCUUGGGGCUGCCCUCUUCCAGGAUAAACUCUAUGUUGUUGGAGGGCGAGAUGAUGCAACAGAGCUCAGUAGUGCUGAAUGUUAUGAUCCUAAAACAAACCAAUGGUCACCUGUUGUGGCAAUGAACUCUCGCCGUAGUGGAGUUGGUCUGGCAGUUGUAAAUGGACAACUUUUAGCUGUUGGUGGUUUUGAUGGUACCACUUAUCUUAAGACUAUUGAAGUGUUUGACCCAGUGUUAAAUCAGUGGAAGCUUUAUGGAGGGAUGAACUAUCGUAGACUAGGUGGAGGAGUAGGAGUCGUAAAGUUACCACUUAGUGAUGCGUUUGGAUGUUAAAGUGAAUUGGGAUAAAAAAAAUGAGUUGAUGUUUCUCCAUCUUUUGGUGUUUGAAUUUCAUCAGUUGACAGAGCUGUUGUGUUUGGUUUGAUAGAUGCUCAAGAAGCACCAAUUCAGACAAUUUUGUAUCAUUAAUCAUGUUGUACAAGGAGGACAUCAGCAUGAAAAGGAUAAAUUUAAUUUGGUUACACCAGCAUUUAAUGGAUAAAGAUAAGUUGGUGUUAUCCAUAAAGUAUUUAAAAAAACAACUGCAGAACAGUGUGAUGAUAAGAAGUAUAGCUCAAAUGGAUCUCCUAUCUCUCUUGUUGCAAUGACAAAUGUGUCAGACACACUGAUUUUUCUUUAUUUGGGCUCUUUUUGUUUCAUUAAAAAUGUGCAAAGGAAAGUUAUCCUGAUCCCCCAUAAAUCAAAGUUAUGGUCUACAGUUCAGUGUGUGUGUCUGCUUGGGUGUGCCCAGCAGAGUGUUUUCUUUGUAUUCUGAAGGCAUUUGAAAAUUUUGGGCCUGUCAUCGAUUACAAUCAUUCCUCCUUUUGCAUGACUUAGUGUGAGGUUUCAAUUAGUAUUUGUCUCAAAACUUUGUGCCUUAGAAAUGCCAGUAUAGACCAAAAGUUGUUCAGAAAAGUUACCAUACAAUUUAUAUAAUAUUUUUUUCACAUGUUAACAUCAAAAUAAUUUGUUUUGUUUAGUUAUGUCUAUUUUUUUGUAGAUGAUGUUGGCAAUAAAUUCUUUCAUUGAGGUAACAAGAUUAUGCCACAAAGAAAUGCAGAAAAUUAAUAUAAGAUCUGUCGAACCACUAUGCAAGCUUUUCAUGACACACAUGUAUAUUUGCAAAGUAAUUUUUCUUGCAUUCUGCUCUCAUUUGGGUAUUUUGGGUUUUUCACCUUAUUUAUUAAAUCAAUGUAAUCUUGAUACAUAGACAGCAUUCUGAUUGAAACUAACUAGGAGACUAAUCCAGCCUUGUUGGUGUCUUCACACUUAAAUUUGUUAUCAAGAUUAACCAAUCACCUAACAUUCUCUGUGAAAUAAAAAUUGACUCAUUCUUUA
This is a messenger RNA of Pocillopora damicornis (cauliflower coral), 2974 nucleotides long. Its product is annotated as kelch-like protein 20. Gene Ontology annotation, molecular function: protein binding. Lineage: Eukaryota; Metazoa; Cnidaria; Anthozoa; Scleractinia; Pocilloporidae. The record is from RefSeq and is a predicted model, not a curated record.